UUAAAAGUGAUAGUUCUGAAGAUGAUAUGAUAUUUGACUAUGAUAAUCUUACAAUAAAUAAAGAAAAUGAUGAGUUAAUUGGAAAUGAUGAAUUUAGAGAGAAGGAUUACAAUAAUUGGGAUAAUAUUAAUUUUGCUGAU
This is a messenger RNA of Funneliformis geosporum, 140 nucleotides long. NCBI's taxonomy places the organism in Eukaryota, Fungi, Glomeromycota, Glomeromycetes, Glomerales, Glomeraceae. The record is from the annotation of a GenBank genome assembly.